GCCUGUUGCUUAUUCAUUCAGAGUGGGAAAGCGCCAGCCCAGCGGCCAGCCAGUACCGGGCUGGCCAUGUAAGGCCCCCAGGCAGUCCUGCCUGUCCGGUGCCCUGCAGAGAGCCUCGUGCAGCCCUGGGCACCGCCCCUGCCCUGCCCUGACCCCUUGGCCUCGAAAUGCUGUCAUCGGAGGAGCCGUCCCGCUCGGGACAAGGCCAGGAUGGACAAAGCUAGAGCUGGGGCAGGCAAGGAGCCGUCCUGUCCUCGAGGCCGUGGGAAGAGAAGCACGUACAGGAGUAUACUCCUGAGAGCCUCUCGGUCCACCAGGCCUCUGCAGAGGGGCCACCAUGGCUGUAGCCCGAGCAUGCUGGCAGCUGGGGGCCCUGGUGUGGGGCGCCUGCCUCUGCGUCCUGGUGCACGGGCAGGAGGCGCGGCAGGGGCAGGGCUCGGACCCGGGGCGCUGGCGGCAGCUGAUUCAGUGGGAGAACAACGGGCAGGUGUACAGCCUGCUCAACUCCGGCUCAGAGUACGUGCCGGCCGGGCCCCAGCGCACCGACAGUAGCUCCCGGGUGCUGCUAGCCGGCGCACCCCAGGCCCCGCAGCGGCGCAGCCAAGGAGGCCCCCGGCGUCGGCAAGCCCCGUCGCUGCCCCUGCCAGGGCGCGUGGGCUCGGACACCGUGCGCGGCCAGGCGCGGCACCCGUUCGGCUUCGGCCAGGUGCCCGACAACUGGCGCGAGGUGGCCGUCGGGGACAGCACUGGCAUGGCCCGGGUCCGCACCUCCGUCUCCCAGCAACGACACGGGGGCUCCGCCUCCUCGGUCUCGGCCUCGGCCUUCGCCACCACCUACCGCCAGCCGCCCUCCUUCCCUCAGCAGUUCCCCUACCCGCAGGCGCCCUUCGUCAGCCAGUACGAGACCUACGACCCCGCGUCGCGGACCUACGACCAGGGCUACGUGUACUACCGCGGCGGCGGCGGCGGUGGCGCGGGGGCGGCGGCCGUGGCCUCGGCGGGGGUCAUCUACCCCUUCCAGCCGCGGGCGCGCUACGAGGAGUACGGCGGAGGCGAGGAGCAGCCCGAGUACCCGCCGCAGGCCUUCUACCCGGCCCCCGAGAGGCCCUACGCGCCGCCGCCGCCGCCGCCGCCGCCGCCCGCCGACGGCCUGGAUCGCCGCUACUCGCACAGCCUGUACCACGAGGGCACCGCCGGCUUCGAGCAGCCCUACCCCGACCCGGGCCCCGACGCGCCGCCCGCGGGCGGCGGCGCCUACGCCGCCGACCCCCGCCUCGGCUGGUACCCGCCCUACGCCAACGUGCCGCCCGAGGCCUACGUCCCGCCGCGGGCCGUGGAGCCGCAGCCCCCGUUCCGCGUGCUGGAGCCGCCCUACCUGCCGGUGCGCAGCUCCGACGCGCCCCCGCCCGGUGGGGAGCGCGGCGGCGCACAACAGGGCCGCCUCAGCGUGGGCAGCGUGUACCGGCCCAACCAGAACGGCCGCGGUCUCCCUGACUUGGUCCCGGACCCCAACUACGUGCAAGCAUCCACUUAUGUCCAGAGAGCCCACCUGUACUCUCUGCGCUGUGCUGCGGAGGAGAAGUGUCUGGCCAGCACGGCCUACACUCCCGAGGCCACUGACUACGACGUGCGGGUGCUACUCCGCUUCCCCCAGCGAGUGAAGAACCAGGGCGCCGCGGACUUCCUCCCGCACCGGCCGCGGCACGCCUGGGAGUGGCACAGCUGUCACCAACAUUACCACAGCAUGGAUGAGUUCAGCCACUACGACCUGCUGGAUGCAGCCACAGGCAAGAAGGUAGCCGAGGGCCACAAGGCCAGCUUCUGCCUGGAGGACAGCACCUGUGACUUCGGCAACCUCAAGCGCUACGCAUGCACCUCUCACACGCAGGGCCUGAGCCCCGGCUGCUAUGACACUUACAACGCGGACAUCGACUGCCAGUGGAUUGACAUAACUGAUGUGCAGCCCGGGAACUAUGUCCUCAAGGUUCACGUGAACCCGAAGUAUAUUGUUUUGGAAUCUGACUUCACCAACAAUGUGGUGAGAUGCAACAUUCACUAUACAGGUCGCUAUGUUUCUACAACAAACUGCAAGAUUGUCCAAUCCUGAUCUUGGAGAGGAUGGACACACGGCCAAUGUCCCCACUUCCCAAAGCCGGCCCGGCUCCCCAGGAAACCUCCUGCCAGGACAGACCUGGCCCCGAGGGGCCCAGCCCCCACCCACAGGCAGGGGCAGCUGGAAGCCACAGGCAUCCCUCCCUGCCGGCCUCAGGGAGCAAACGCAGACCGAAACCACAGGGAUUCCGGAUGCCAGGCCCAAUUUUGUACUUAACUCUUCUCUACAACGUUAUUUUGUCGAUGGUUGGUUUUUAUUUUUUGUAUUUUGGCCUUACCACAGAGCAAGAUUGCCCAGGCCCCGGGCUGAAUAAAACAAGGUUUUUCUA
This is a messenger RNA of Neofelis nebulosa (Clouded leopard), 2441 nucleotides long. RefSeq names its product lysyl oxidase like 1 (gene LOXL1). Gene Ontology annotation, biological process: peptidyl-lysine oxidation. NCBI's taxonomy places the organism in Eukaryota, Metazoa, Chordata, Mammalia, Carnivora, Felidae. The record is from RefSeq and is a predicted model, not a curated record. The transcript has 7 exons. Gene Ontology annotation, molecular function: copper ion binding; protein-lysine 6-oxidase activity. The coding region runs from base 338 to 2107 and encodes 589 amino acids.